AUGUGCACGGUCACGGCCGUGGCUGACCGGCCCUUCCUGAAGAAGUGUCAGCAGGAGUACAUGGACGUGGGCACUUUCGCCCUGUGUCCCCUGCAAAACCUGUGGUUUUUCAAGCAGAAGAGAGAAGUUAAGAGUUUGUUCCUGUUGCCUUGCAGUGUGCCCGCGAUGACGGAGGCGGUGGCCAGACGAGCCCUCCUGCGCUUCAUGGGCUCCUGGAGCUGCGUCGGGUGUGGAGCUGGGGGGGACCUGGCCAUCCAGCACCUGCGGCACCUGGGCACCUACCGCGUGGGUACCCCCCAGGUGUCCCGGCACCUACCACCUGGGUACCCCCCCGGUGUCCCGGCACCUGCCGCGUGGUAUCGGCUGGAGACGUUCAGCGAGUCGAGGUUAAGCGAGUGGGCGUUCGAGCCCUUCACCACAUCUGCCUCCUGCACCCACAGCAGCGUCCUCAAAGGGACACUCGCCUUCCUGCCCUCGUGUGGGGAGAUUGCGAUUGCCCUCAAGGAGAUGUGCAAUACCUGCUCUGGGCGGGGCAGCAAGACCUGUGCGACCUGCCGGGGAGGGAAGAAGCUCCAGCACUUCGAGCAGCUGGUGAUCACCUGGAAGAAUAACGUCUUUGAAUUUGUUUCUGAGCAUCACCUGAACUUCCCAGCAGAGCUGCUCUGCAAAGUCAGUGGGGAGAAUGUAUUUAAAGAUGAAAACGUGGUGGUGUAUCCCAUCAUCGACUUUCCCCACCCUGCCAUCUCCCUGGCCUCGCAGCGAGCCGCGGCAGAGCACAGCGCCGCCGUCACCACAUCCUCCCGCGGUGAGGGGGGGCACACAGCAGAGCCGCCUCGCCAAAGCAUCGAGCGGAUCCCCAUCACCGAGGUGCAGUCCCAGCACGCGGGGAAGCCCUGCCUCUACUACAUCUACGGGCUGGAGAACAAGGUGUAUGCGCGGGACUACCCCGGGAGGUGCUGCUGCGGCUGCGCCCUCCUCUGA
Pterocles gutturalis (yellow-throated sandgrouse) is the source of this 981-nucleotide messenger RNA. RefSeq names its product ssu-2 homolog (C. elegans) (gene SSUH2). The record is from RefSeq and is a predicted model, not a curated record. Lineage: Eukaryota; Metazoa; Chordata; Aves; Pterocliformes; Pteroclidae. The transcript has 9 exons. Bases 1 to 981 code for a protein of 326 amino acids.